GCGGCGUUUUCCCGCGAACCCCCACGUCGUGAGGUAAACGCGCUAUUACGUGACCCGCAGUGAAAGCCCGGCCGCCGCGACCAGCGCACGCGAUGACCAACUAGACAGCAACUGUAACUGCUUCCCUUUAUUCUUGAGUUAAUUAAGAGGAAGCUAAAUAUCAUCCCCUGCGAUGGCCGCUGUCGCAGAUAUCAAGAUGGACGACACCAAGAGCGAAACUAACGGCAACGAUGUGCACACACCCAACCUGAACGUUCAAGAGUUGCCAGAACUGCGCGCUGGUGAGGCUGAAGGCAUAGCCGACUACUAUGACGGCGCUGUGCUACUGGUUACUGGUGGUACGGGCUUUCUUGGCAAGGCGCUCCUGGAGAAACUCCUGCGCUCCUGCCCCGGAAUCAAUACCAUCUAUCUGUUACUGCGACCCAAGAGAGGACUCACGGUCGAGCAGCGGUACAAGGAACUCCUCAAGAAUCAGGCCUUCGACCGCAUCCGUACCCGCUGGCCGGAGCGGCUGAGCAAGCUCUCUCCGAUCGCUGGCGAUGUCUCCGCUCCAGGACUCGGGGUUGGCCUUGAGCAGAAGGCACUGUUAGCUGAAGUCACAGUGUUGUUCCAUUCUGCGGCGACUGUCAGGUUCACGGAGCCGCUACAUGCAGCGACGGCACUGAACGUUCAAGGCACUGCAUCGCUGCUCACGCUGGCUCAAGACAUGCCCAAGCUCAAGGCGCUGGUGCACGUAUCAACAGCCUACAGCAAUGCACCGCAGCCGAGCAUCGAUGAGCGCGUUUAUCCUCCACCAUACGAUCCUGAUUCCAUAGUGAGGUGUGCCAAAAUGCUGCCUCAGCACACUGUGAACGUACUGGCACAGACACUACAGGGUGAACAUCCUAACACGUAUACACUGACGAAGGCGCUGGCUGAGUCCAUCGUUCACAGUCAUCAGGAGUUACCCGUUUGCAUCGUGCGACCUUCCAUCGUGACGGCAGCGCUGCAGGAGCCUUUCCCGGGCUGGAUAGACAAUAUCUACGGCGUCACUGGAAUCGUAAUGGAAAUCUCCCGCGGCACGUACCGAUCUGGCUUCUGCCGGGAGCGAUACGUGGUUGAUCUUGUGCCGGUUGACCUGGUGGUCAACGCCUGCAUAUUGGCUGCCUGGAGACAGGGCACCAACAAGGCGGGACGCUGUCCAGUAUACAACGUGACGUCAGGCUCCGUCAGCCCGCUGCAGUGGGGCGCAUUCACCCGGCUCUGUGUCAAAUGGGCGAGAGAGAACCCCACCAAAUAUGUGAUGUGGUACCCCAAUUUCUCAUUCACGGAGUCCCGUUUUCUGAAUACCUUCUGGGAAGUGACCUGUCACCUGCUGCCUGCGUUCCUCUACGAUGUGUUAUUGCGCGCGCAGGGACGGAAGGCUAUAAUGAUGAAGCUAGCCCGCCGCUUCCAAAUGGCCGCAGCCACUGGCGAGUACUUCGCUAACCACGAAUGGCAGUUCGGCAUCGAACAACUAACCGCUUUGCAUCGCGACGCUAGCGCCGCGGCGGACGGAGACAACUUUCCUCACUGGCCUGAGAUAGACUGGGACCAGUAUAUCGCCACUUAUAUGAUGGGGAUUAGAAAGUUUAUAUUGAAGGAUAGUGCUGAUUCACUCGCACACGCCAGGACCAAGCUAAACAGGCUGUACUGGGUUUACAAGAUACUACAAGCAGCUACCGGAUAUUACUUCUUCAGGUCUCUGGCGGGGCGAUUGCGGUAG
Messenger RNA from Cydia strobilella, 1744 nucleotides. RefSeq names its product putative fatty acyl-CoA reductase CG5065. The transcript has 14 exons. Gene Ontology annotation, cellular component: peroxisome. Gene Ontology annotation, biological process: long-chain fatty-acyl-CoA metabolic process. The coding region runs from base 173 to 1744 and encodes 523 amino acids. Gene Ontology annotation, molecular function: alcohol-forming very long-chain fatty acyl-CoA reductase (NADP+) activity. NCBI's taxonomy places the organism in Eukaryota, Metazoa, Arthropoda, Insecta, Lepidoptera, Tortricidae. The record is from RefSeq and is a predicted model, not a curated record.